Molecule: messenger RNA, 1398 nt
Organism: Rotaria socialis
Lineage: Eukaryota; Metazoa; Rotifera; Eurotatoria; Philodinida; Philodinidae
Source: the annotation of a GenBank genome assembly
AUGUCUUCGACAACACCAAGAACAUCAGCUAAUAACAAUACUGCGUCAUCUGUAUAUCGUGUCAAUUAUUCAGAAUAUGUAGCAGACAUUACAGGUGGCAGUCCAAAAACAGCACGUAAAAUACCAACAGCAGGUAUUGGCCAUCACAUUAAUCCAUUAAAUAAUCCUUAUCCAAAUCAAACAAAUCAGUCAACACAGCAAACAGGAGGCAUGCCACAAUACGGAGGUGGUACUGAAAAAUGUGCUCGAUGUUCAAAAUCUGUUUAUUUAGCUGAGAGAAAACUUGGAGCUAGUCGAGCAUUUCAUUCCAGCUGCUUUAGUUGUCAUACAUGUAAAAGAAAAUUAGAUGCAACAACAUUAUCGGAACAUAAAGGUGAAAUCUAUUGUAAAUCAUGUUAUACAAAACAAUAUGGUCCUCAUGGUUUGGCUAGUGGUGUAACUAUGUCUACUGAAAAGUCAGUAGCACGUGAAAGUCGCCCAAUACGUCGUUCAUCUUAUGGUGAUGAUCUUGAUCCAGCAGUUUCAUCAUAUCAACAAAUGCGACAACGUGCUAAUUCAAAUGAAAAUCUCUUUCGCGGUACGGAUAGUGCUACAAAAACAGAUGAAUUCUCACCAAGAUAUCCACGAUAUGAUGAUAGUAAACCUCGACCAAUUUCGCCAUCAAAUAAGAGAAAUAAUGGAAUUGAUGCUACUGUUGAUAUUAAAAAUCAAAGACCAACAACUCCAACAAGAGUUGACAAAUUUAUUGAAUCAAAUACGAAUAAUAAUUCGCAUAGAUCAACUUAUAUUGAAGAAGAUGAUCGACGAAAAUAUGUAAAGGAAGGAGAAAAAAUCUCAUAUGGUACUGGUGCUUCGAAAAUUGUUGAUAUACCUGUUAUUGCAAAUCCUAAACGACCAGAUCCAAUAAUCAAUCAAAUAGAAACGCCCAUUGGUCCAAAAAGAGAUAGUCAACGAAGUCGCAGUCCAUCGGUAGCAUCUAAUGGUUCCUAUCAACGGCAAAGUAGUCACGAACGACAAAUCGAUGUUACAGAUGAUUACUCACGUGUACACAUCAAUACUGAAAGCGAUAGAAAUAAUCGAAAAUAUUCGAAUGAUUAUACAAUCAAUACUAUUGCUUCUGAAAAUACAGCAACAACAGGAGGUUAUUAUCAUUCAUCAUCGUAUGAAGAUAAAUAUCGAAGUACUACAUCGAAUUCAACUGAUCGACGUUCACCAUCACCAUCACCACAAACUAAUAAUCGAUCAACACCAGGUUUAGAAGAUUUCAUAUCACAAACAAAUAUUGUUAGAAAUACACCUUCAUCAACUGGUAAUCAAUAUUCGACGAUCGGUUCCUUAAUAAUGUCUGGCCGUCAAAGAAAUACUCAAAACAAUGAUAAUAACGAUUUUAAUAAUUAA